GGAUGGAUGGAGGGAUGGAUGGAUGGAGGGCUGGAUGGUGUCACAGUAUCAGCCCAUUGAGGUCCCCGCUGUCCCCAGCAGUGGCAGAGCUGCAGUGUGGUCUCAACCGGGUUGAGCUGGACGCCAUCAGAGAGUGGCUGCUGGAGGACAAGGAGGAUGAGGAGGGUCCCCGUGAGGAGAGCCCCAAUGAGGAUGGAGACCCAGCUGCCCCGGAGCUGCAGGUGCUGGGCCAGUGUCACCCACUGUGCCCCCCACAGCCCGACCCCACAGCCCCAGAGGGGACAACGGUGUCACCAUCUCUACAACAAGGUGACGUCCCAGCAGGGGAGCAGGACGGCCCCAUAGAGCCAGGUGACAGAGUGGAUGGGAACCCCUGCAGUGUAGGGGAAGAUGAGGAGGAGCCCAACCCUACACACAGCGGUUCUGGUGAUGUACAGGCCGCAGACCCCUCCCCAUACAGACGUACCCCCCCUCAGGACACCCCCUCCCCGCCGUGCACCGCGCUGAGCAGCAGCUCCUCCAUCUCCAGCCUCAGCUCCUCCACGGUUCGGUUCGGCUUUAACUGCGGGUCCUCGGGGCCGCUCAGUGCUUUAUACCUGAGAGGGGUCUAUGGGGAGGUCUCGUUAAAAAAACACCGGGUCCAAACUGCGCUUCCGAACGAGGUUUUGCGUUUGCUGCCCGGAAUGGAUCUGUCGGGCAAGCAGUGCUCCCUGCCCCACACCCCCCAUAACCCCUCUCCCUGCCCCCCACAGACCCCCAUCCCCCCCGACAUCCUCCCCAACCGCGGACACCUCAACCUGGCGCUCAAAUUCAUCCCUGCAGGCUCUGAAGGAUCGGGGCAGCCGCCCACAGGUGAGCUGCACAUCUGGGUGAAGGCGGCACAGGGGUUGGUCCCAUUGAAUGGCAGCACAGUGGAUGCCUUUGUGCAGUGCUCUGUGCUGCCCGAUGACAGCAAGGCAGGUCGGCAGAAGACGCGGGUGGUGAAACGCAGCCUGAGCCCCAUGUUUAACCACACCAUGGUGUACGAUGGAUUCCAGCCCCACGACCUGGCCCAGGCCUGUGCUGAGUGCACCCUAUGGCAGCGGGACGCCUUCGCCAAGAGGCAGCUGGGGGGGCUGCGGCUCAGCCUGGGCACAGGGCUCAGUUACGGGCUGCCCGUGGGCUGGAUGGACUCGACGGCGGAGGAGCGGGGUCUGUGGGGCCGGGUGUUGCGGGACCCCGGGCAAUGGGUGGAAGCGCUGCUACCGCUGCGCACCGACCUGGUGCCCCGCAGCGCCCCGUGACCCCCAGCGUGGGGAUAUGGGGGGAUAUGGGGGGCUGGGUCGGGCUGUGCCCCACACAUAUGGGGUCUGUGGGGCCGCAAUGAAGCACCGCACUCUCCUCGA
This is a messenger RNA of Coturnix japonica (Japanese quail), 1385 nucleotides long. Lineage: Eukaryota; Metazoa; Chordata; Aves; Galliformes; Phasianidae. The record is from RefSeq and is a predicted model, not a curated record.